Molecule: messenger RNA, 1587 nt
Organism: Bipolaris oryzae ATCC 44560
Lineage: Eukaryota; Fungi; Ascomycota; Dothideomycetes; Pleosporales; Pleosporaceae
Exons: 1
Coding region: 1-1587 (528 amino acids)
Source: RefSeq, a predicted model, not a curated record
AUGAGCCGCAACUCAUCGCAUGAUCGGGACCUGCAACAGCCCUCUCACCCUCCUUAUGCUGCUCAGGGCCCCCAACGCGCUGCUAUACAAGUGCAGCCCUACCAUACUCGCAAGCACUCGGCCCCCCUGCCUGAGCAUGACGCUCGCGUUUUUGACGACGUCGACAUUACUGGACUUCAGCCACCCCCCUCUGCUCUAACACCCACUUCCCCCACCGCGUAUGACCCACAUGCGUCCUGCCCGUUAGACGACUUCCCCAGGUCAGGCCGUAGCAGUCACCAGCGCACGCUGACCGGAACCGUAUUCGAAAACCUUAACCGCGCCGCUACUACAAUCCAGCAGCAUACCUCACGCGCCUCUUCGCCCUCAAAGUCCCUUGCCAGUUUUAUGCCCUCGAGGGGAACCGUUGAAUCUAGCGCCAGCCAGCCCAAGAUCAGGGCUAUCCAGAAUUGGUUCAGUGGCUCUUCGCCCUCUAGCAAGGCCAGCACCUCGCAGCACGACGAUUACUCAGACUCGGAGUCGGCAUCAGGAGAAGAGUACGACUCGGAAUCAGAGUCAGAGUCCGAAGUGGAAGAAGAGAGGGGCAACAUGAUGGCCAAUAUCUUUACCCGUGGCUCGUCCCUUACGAGGGGCGCUUCUGAGAGUCCUCAACCCUCUAGCGCUAUGCCGGCGCAGACCAAAGCACCAAGUCAGCCGACUGCGAGCAGCAAGUUUGCCUGGUUGCUUAAGACACAAAAGAGCGCUGCGGUCCCUCCCCCACAGCCGUCACCCACAUACCACAACCCCGACGAUGAGCUGCUGAAUCUCAACAUCUCGCAAGCUCUCUUCCCCCACGGCCCCGCCGACCCCCUCGCUGCGUCAUCCUUCCACGACCUCCUCACUAAUGCCGAAGCGCUGCUCUCACGCUACCAGACUGCCUACCGCAAACUCUCUACUGCUCUAGUAGACGCACACUCGGAACAGAGUGCGCAGGAAGACGAGCUCGACGAGGCCGAGACACGUGCCCGCCACCUCAAGAUGCAACUUGAGACCAUGGCAAGGCGAGCCGACGAGCAGGAUGAGCAGAUGCGAUCGCUCAUGGAAGACCUUGCGUUUGAGCGAAGAGCAAGGCAAGAAGAAGAGGCGGCCCGCAAGAGGAAUUUGGCGCUCAUCAGGGGUUCGGCCCAGUGUGAGCAUGCUUCGUGCCAAGACACUGCUGUCAGACGGCACAACCGCAUUUCUGGGUCUGGACUUAGCGUCGAUUCUGGCUUCGAGUCGGAACCAGAAAACGACGGAGCAAGUGUCACGUCAGGAAACUGCUUGAGCCCAACCGCCACCGACCGUUCCUCCGUACUUGACAUUGACUCUCAUGCCAACACCACCAAGGGCAAGAAGCCUGCACCGCUACAACAGAAGAUGCAAGAAAAGAUUGACAUCAACCGGGGAGGAUGGGGAUGCGCAAAUUGUGAAGGUGGCGCACAAUCCUCUGUAUGGGGACGUCUGGCCAAGGAGCGAGAGGAGAACCGUACGCUAAGACUUCGAGUCGAGACGCUCGAGGAGGCUGUUGACGGUGCCCUGAACGCCGUCACUGGUGCUUGGGGAAUGUAA